Molecule: messenger RNA, 557 nt
Organism: Musa acuminata subsp. malaccensis (wild Malaysian banana)
Lineage: Eukaryota; Viridiplantae; Streptophyta; Magnoliopsida; Zingiberales; Musaceae
Product: putative glutaredoxin-C14
Source: RefSeq, a predicted model, not a curated record
UAUAUAAGCAAGAUGAUGAGAGAGCAGCAGUGAAUCAAGCACCGAGCGCACCAAGGAGUAGUUCACCGAGAGCCGUAACAUCCGGGGAUGGACAAGGUGACGAAGCUGGCUUCGCAGCGAGCUGUGGUCAUCUUCAGCCGGAGCUCCUGCUGCUUCUGCUACAGCGUGAAGAGCCUGUUCCAUGAGCUUGGCGUCAAUGCUGCCGUCCAUGAGCUGGACGAGGACCCGAGAGGUGCGGAGAUGGAGAAGGCGCUGGUGAAGCUACUGGGCCGCAAGUCGCCGGUGCCGGCCGUGUUCAUCGGCGGCAAGCUGGUCGGAUCCACGGACAGGAUCAUGACGCUCCAUCUCGGUGGGAAUCUGGUGCCGCUGCUGAGGGAUGCCGGAGCUCUCUGGCUCUAACUACACCUACUGCUACCUGUGGAUAUGCUGGCUUUGUAUGGAGUGGCUUCAGUAUGGAAGUCUCUUCCCUCUCUUUCUUCUCCGUCCUCCUGUUUGUGCGUGAUGUAUGGAAAUAAACUGCAGAGACCGAUGUCAACAAAAAUUUCUUCUUCUUCUUC